CCGGACUCCCUGGAGCGGCUCCUCGGCUUUGGGAACGGAACAAUUGUAAGCAGAUCCAUCGCAAUGCAAGCACAUAAACCUGCCCCAGCAACUGGAUUUUCAAAUGCUAACUAUGAGCCAGGAAAUCAAGUCCCGUAUGGCCACCCACAGUAUGCACCUGGGACUUACCAAGGUGUCGCAGGCAUGGAGAACUAUGGCUUCCAGGUACAGGCCAUGGGAGUCCCAGCUGGACUUGCUGUUCCACCCAUCCAGAACCAGCCCAUUGUGAAGGAGGGGACUAUCUGGAUGCCUAUUCCUCCUUCUCUUCCCAACUGUCCUCCUGGACUGGAAUACCUCACACAGAUUGACCAGAUAUUAAUUCAUCAGCAAAUUGAACUUCUUGAGAUUCUCACUGGCUUUGAAACAAACAACAAAUAUGAAAUCAAGAAUACACUGGGGCAAAGGGUGUACUUUGCAGCAGAGGACACUGACUGCUGUACCAGGAAUUGCUGUGGGCCAUCACGACCCUUCACCAUCCGGAUUAUAGACAACCUGGGCCAUGAGGUGAUCACGCUGCAGAGACCCCUCCGGUGUUCUUCGUGCUGCUUUCCCUGCUGCUUACAGGAGCUGGAAGUUCAGGCACCUCCAGGAACACCAGUCGGUUAUGUUGUCCAGAACUGGCAUCCCUGCCUACCAAAGUUUACCAUUCAAGAUGAGAAAAGAAUGGAUAUACUGAAAAUUAUUGGCCCAUGUGUUGUCUGCAGCUGUUGUGAAGACAUUCAUUUUGAGGUGAAGUCUGUGGAUGAGACUUCUACUGUUGGGAGGAUUUCUAAGCAGUGGACUGGGUUUUUGAAAGAAGCCUUUACAGAUGCAGAUAACUUUGGAAUCACAUUCCCAAUGGACCUUAAUGUAAAAAUGAAAGCUGUCAUGAUCGGUGCUUGUUUCCUUAUCGACUUCAUGUUUUUUGAGCAUGCUGGUGAUAACCAACAGCGAACAGGAGUUUGGCAAUGAAAUCUAUAACUUUUAUAUAGAAGAAGAAGAAGAACAUAAAUCUGCCAACUUUCCAGCGGAUUGCAGAGCUCCAGUAAGAAUGUGAGGAAUGUACAUCUUGUGCUUGUAGUUAUAUUUCUAUAAAC
Haliaeetus leucocephalus (bald eagle) is the source of this 1115-nucleotide messenger RNA. Its product is annotated as phospholipid scramblase 1-like. Gene Ontology annotation, biological process: plasma membrane phospholipid scrambling. The transcript is spliced from 9 exons. Bases 64 to 990 code for a protein of 308 amino acids. The record is from RefSeq and is a predicted model, not a curated record. Lineage: Eukaryota; Metazoa; Chordata; Aves; Accipitriformes; Accipitridae. Gene Ontology annotation, molecular function: phospholipid scramblase activity. Gene Ontology annotation, cellular component: plasma membrane.